AUGGCAGCUAAUUUCUGGACAUCCUCUCACUACAAAAGCUCCUGGACCAGGAAGGUGGAUGUGGUGCAACCUCUUGACAGAGAGAAGUUCACUCUUGAAGAAUUCAAGCUAAUUAAGAUGCAAAUGGCCAGUUAUAUCAAAAUUGGCUCAAAAGUGAAAGUGAGGCAGAGGGUAGUGGCCACUGCAGUUACAUAUAUGAGACGUUUUUACACCAGAAAGAGUAUGACAGAAUAUGAUCCACAUCUUGUCGCUCCAACUUGCUUGUACUUGGCAUCAAAAGCUGAAGAAAGCACAGUACAGGCCCGACUUCUACCAUUUUACAUCAAAAAAAUAUAUGCUGAUGAAAAGUAUAGAUAUGAAGUCAAAGAUAUACUCGAAAUGGAAAUGAAGAUUUUAGAAGCUCUUAACUAUUAUUUGGUUGUAUUCCAUCCAUACCGUUCACUUGUGCAGUUGUUGCAGGAUGUUGGCAUGAAUGACAUGAAUAUGAUUCCAUUUGCCUGGGGACUCGCUAAUGAUACAUACAAGAUGGACCUUAUUCUUGUGCACCCCCCUCAUCUGAUUGCUUUGGCUUGUAUAUACAUUGCCAGUGUAUAUAGGGAAAAAGAUAACACUGCAUGGUUUGAAGAGCUUCGUGUUGAUAUGAAUGUAGUGAAAAAUAUUUCAAUGGAGAUAUUAGAUUUCUAUGAAAACCAAAGAAUGAUCACAGACGACAGGAUAAAUGCUGCCUUCAGCAAACUGGCUUCGAAGCCUUAAAUGUUUAGGUGACUCUACUGCUUGCUAGAAUCUCAUGUUAUUAAAUCUUACUUUCUUGUGCAAGUAAAUGCCAUGAUGUAGCCUACUAGUAAAAUCAUCAAAUCUUGCUUCUCUAGACCUUUGGUCAGAGCUAUGUUUCACUCAAAACGAUGGUUAGCUAUGUUACGAUGAACUCUCAAAGUGAGGCUUUCGACAUGUUAUGUUGUACCAAUUGUGAGAUAUAUACUAGAUUUACUUUUUGAAACUAA
Molecule: messenger RNA, 1001 nt
Organism: Pistacia vera
Lineage: Eukaryota; Viridiplantae; Streptophyta; Magnoliopsida; Sapindales; Anacardiaceae
Product: cyclin-C1-2-like
Biological process (GO): positive regulation of transcription by RNA polymerase II
Cellular component (GO): nucleus; mediator complex
Molecular function (GO): cyclin-dependent protein serine/threonine kinase regulator activity
Source: RefSeq, a predicted model, not a curated record